AGCGAACUCAUCGCUCUUGGGCUGCCACGCUCGUUCUGCACGAGCGAGCAGCUGCCAAAUGGUGGCCAGCGCGGUCUCCAAUGACUUGAACUUAUCCAACAAGGUGUUGUUCCGUGGUGUACCUGACAGCUGCAGCUCGGAGGAGGUGUCCGCUUUGCUGCAGAAGUUUGGGCCAGUGGAGUGCAUUUGCUACGAGAAAGGCAAGGGCGGGGGCUCGGCGGAGUUCCUCUUCUGCGGCUCCGCCGAGAGUGCUGAGGAGGAGUCCAAGAGGCCAAACUCCUCGCUGGUCUUGGCUGGUCAGCGUGUCGAAAUUGUUCGUGGUGCUCCAAGAUGGGAAGGGAGCACAGACACAGGCGCUUUCCAGCAAGCCUUUGUGACACCAAAGGUGAGCAUGGACCCGUUGGACACUGUGAUCGUCCGCGGUCAGACUUCGGCGGCUGCCAUUGGAAUGGUUGCGGAACUUGCCAAGUCCCGAACAACCACCUUGGUGAUUUGGGACCGGCAUCACAAGCCGAAAGACGAAGUCAAGGUGGCAAAUCUCCCAAAAAAGAUCUUCAAGGAGACCUUCUCAGAGCAGGAGCCAGACAAGGAAGUUAUGAAACGAGCUGGAGAUUAUUUCCCGGUGGGUGCGCCAAAGUGUGCGCUGGUGCACCUAGCAGAGGAGAAGCUGAAAGUUGCAACAGAGCUGGCAAAGCCAUUGUCAAAGGUCAACGACCUCAUGGAUUUCUGCAGGCAUAACCACUUGGAAACCAUGUCCAACUUCAACGCCUUCAAGAUCUAUCAGGAGUGGAUCCACGCGAACCGUGCUUGCACUUUCGUGCUGAUCCCGCCAAAGCUAUGCUAUGAGUGGGACGAUGACCUGGCGACUUGCACCACGGGGAGUAGGCGAAUCGUGCGAGGGGAUCCUGCGAGGCGGCGCGAUGGGUCGGGCUGGACCUUGGGCCUACAGAUGACCCACUCUGCCGCAGCUGUAAAUGCUGCUUUGGCAUCAGCAACGAUUAUGAGCGUGGUGACGGCUGACGACGCCACGAGGAGCAACCUUGCUGGCCGAUGCCUGGAAUUGAGCAUGCCAGUGUUUUCUACCUGGACACAGGGCACGAAGUGAUCCUGCGGCGUUUCACGCAGGGCCAAGGCAAUGAUCCACUGUUGAAAUUGACGCUGGCGAGCAAGGCGCUGACAGGUGGGAUCAGCCAGUCUUCGUGAAGCGGAGGCUUCUUCCGGGCUAGGAGGGCAACCGCCCGAGCGACCCGAGAGCGGAAUCCUCG
Effrenium voratum is the source of this 1265-nucleotide messenger RNA. The record is from the annotation of a GenBank genome assembly. Lineage: Eukaryota; Dinophyceae; Suessiales; Symbiodiniaceae.